Dichomitus squalens LYAD-421 SS1 is the source of this 2262-nucleotide messenger RNA. RefSeq lists its product as uncharacterized. Gene Ontology annotation, molecular function: ubiquitin binding. The transcript has 4 exons. Bases 1 to 2262 code for a protein of 753 amino acids. NCBI's taxonomy places the organism in Eukaryota, Fungi, Basidiomycota, Agaricomycetes, Polyporales, Polyporaceae. The record is from RefSeq and is a predicted model, not a curated record.
AUGGCAAUCGCACUCCAGCCGCUGCCUCCAUAUCCAUCUACGCGGGCCCGAGCAUCCCUUACCCCAUCCCAGUCGUCAACACUCGCACAGACGAUCUCCAAUGCCCUCUUCCAGGUCCUCUCCCUUCCUGAUGCUCAGAUCUCGACACCAGCGACUCUCACAUUCAUUUCGUCUUAUGUUAAGGACGCUGCGCAGCAAUCCCUCCAAGCUCUUGUAUGGAGCACCGACUUGAACAAGCUAAGCCCGGUGGAGCGCAACAUUCGCCACGCAGUCUUCUUGCUCGCAGAACGGCUCGCGCCGCUUGGUACGCUCGAUCUCCAAACCCUUGUCGACCUCAGCGUGGCCUAUGCACGCGUAUCCCCGUCCCGCCUCCGAGCUCUGUAUUCCGCCGCGUUCGUGCAUAGCCCGAAUGCUCCAGCAUCGGUAGAAGAGGUGCAUUCCAACGCACUACCGGCGUUCGCAGCCCUCCUCGCUUCUACCAAUCAGGGUCUGUAUGGCCUACGCAAGAUGUCCCACAUAGUCCUAUCCUUCCUGCGGCCUGUUCCAGCAGUAGUUGUGCGUACGUUCGCACGGAGUACGACUUUCGUCCGUACGCUCGCGACAGCAUACCACGCCGGCCUCGCUUCCGUUGCGCAGACCUACGGGGGGCUGACUGCGCUCUCUAGCGCGAACACGCAGGAACGCGAGCUCGAUGAGUGGGAGCGCCUCUUCCUCGAGACCAAAGUUGCGCUGCUUGACGCUUUCCACAUUCUCGUCCAGACCCUGCUCGACGAUGUCGCCUCUGUCGCCCACGCAGGCCCCGCGCUCGCCGCACAGGCGGAGCCCUCAUUAGAAGUCCUCUUCGGCCUUUUUAACCUUCCUGCCCCUGCAGACGGUGUGGACGGCGGACUCGCCCCGACGCCCUUCCUCAACCGCCCGCUUAUCGCGGACUAUCAGCAUGCGUACGACUUUGCGCACACGCUGAAGGACGUGCUCCGCCGCACGGAGGACGCGCGCGCGGACCUCCUCGAGGCGUCUCUGCGCGAGAUGGCCGCGAGCGCGGAGGGCUCGUCCGGGUCUGGCACGCGCGCGCCCGGGGCGCUCAGGCUUAUCUUGCGCUCGUCGGGCGUCCCCCCUGGGAUCGACAAUCUCGGGCGCGGGCCCGCUGCGGUGAAGAUCGACACGAAGGGAAAGGGCAAAGACACUAGUGCCGGACAGCGGGUCGGACGUGGGGGAGCCGGGGAAGAGGGUGUGCCUGAGGAGCAGCUGGACCUGGCGGUAGCGCAGGUCCUGGACUUGCUGCCGGAUCAGGACGCGGCGUAUGUGCGGUACCUGCUGUCGCAUAGCGACUAUCCGUACAGAGGGGACGCGGAGAGGCUCAUCGGCGCGCUGCUCGAGGGCACUGCUCCCUUGCAGGCGGACGUCGACGCCGCUCUGGCGAGGGAUGGUGGGGCCGCUGCGUCCGCGCUGGAUGUGCAGCACGAUGCGUUUGUGUUCACGCGGGAGAGACGAAAUGUGUGGGACGACGACGUCAUGGACCUGAGCAAGGUCAAGAUUGGGAAGAAGAGUGACGACGCCCAUAACGUAUCAGAGGACCGCUCAUUUAUCGAGCAGAUGAAAGCAGACAUACUCCGGCGCGCGGAGGAAAUCUCCGAUUCUGAAGACGAGGCUGAAGGCGGCAAGAGCAGGGGCAAAGCGAUCGCAUUUGAGGAAGAGCUGGACGAAGAAGGGGCAAUCAAGGUCCGAGAUGGAGACAUUAGCGAGGAAGAGGAAGAAGGCACCGAUGGAGAGGAACACGGCGGUGAUGAGGUGAGUCCCCCUACCUCACGUAAUCCGGAGACCAUUCUGGAGCUGGCGUACAUCCAAGAUUCGAAGCAGUUCGACAGAGACGCGCAGACGCGCCGGAGCAAGGCGCGCGUGGACCUCAAGGCGCAGACUGGGAUGACAGACGAGCAGAUCGAAGGGUGGAAGAUCAUGCUCGAGAAAGAUCCAAAGAAGAAAGAGAAGAUACUGGCGAAGCACGAGUUCAGCGGGAACAAGCCAAUCUUGAACGCUCCUAUCGCGGAAGGAAGCCGACCUGCGUCGCGAGGCGGAGGUUCGGGUCCGGGAGGAGGCCAUGGUCCGCGGGGUCGCGGCAGGGGGCGUGGCCGUGGAGGGCGCGGAGGUGGUGGCGGCGGCGAUGGUGACACCGCACGAGACCGCGCUUGGAAGGAGAGGAGGGGUAACCGUGAUAGGAAACGGGGGCACGAUAAGAAGAUGGCACGGACGGGAGGUCCAAGCUAA